AAGCAGCAGCCAGAGCAGCUAAUCGACCAAGCUAGGUUCCGGCGGGAGGGGGAUCCAUGGCGUUCAUGCGGUACCGUGCGCUGCCGCAGGGAGAGGUGACAGCUGAGGAGUUCUGGGCGUGGCUGGGGCAGUUCGACGCGGACCACGACGGCCCGAUCAGCCAGGACGAGCUGCAGGGCGCACUCUGGAGCCUCGACCUGUGGUUCGCGUCCUGGAAGGCGCGGGAAGGGGUGCAAGCCGCGGACGCCAACCGCGACGGCGCCGUCGGCAGGGAGGAGGCUGGCCGGCUCUUUGCCUAUAGUAGAAAAAGGGUCAUUUAUCCCGGUUCAUAAAGCUCAUCUAUCCUGGUUGUGGAACCGGGAUUAAAGGGUCGUUACUAAUGCCUAGGCCUUUAGUCCCGGUUCUUAUACCAACUGGGACAGAUGGGCCUCCACGUGGCCGCUCCGGCGAGCGCAAGUAGGAGGGCCUUUGGUUCCGGUUGGUAGCACCAACCGGGACCAAUAAGCUUCCACGUGUCAGCAUUUUAGGGGCUGGUUUUUUUAAAGGAGGUGGUUUAGGGGUUUUGGAGGUUAAUUUAGGUUGUUAUAGGUAGCCAAUAGAGAGAUGUGUCCUCUCUUAUCUCCGUGCUACUGCUAUUUAUAAACAUGACUUAGAUUGAAGUGGGGCAACAUGUUGUGCAUGUCGAAAGUAAUACUAAUCCUAACUUGAUCAAGUCUGGAUUGUAUUACUUUCGACAUGCACCACAUGCAUGUUGGCUUCACUUUAAUCCAAUCCAUGUUUAUUUCACCCACAGAUAUAUAAUAACUCUUCAUGCUCGCAUCAUGCAUCAUCAUAAUAACAAGUCCUACUAAUCAUCAUCAUACAACUUCUACUCGUUAUUAAUAACAAGUCAUACGAUCAUCAUCCUGAUAGUCAUCGAACCAGCCCUACUUAAUUGUUCUUAGCACAUGAUCAUCAGUAUUAUGCAGGACCUAAAUACCCUAUUUAAG
Molecule: messenger RNA, 989 nt
Organism: Triticum aestivum (bread wheat)
Lineage: Eukaryota; Viridiplantae; Streptophyta; Magnoliopsida; Poales; Poaceae
Exons: 1
Coding region: 57-332 (91 amino acids)
Molecular function (GO): calcium ion binding
Source: RefSeq, a predicted model, not a curated record